GAAGGAACUUAAAAAACAAAGUGAUUGUAUAGUGUUGAAAUGUUAGUGUUGCGGGCGUAUUUAAGCUGUUCUUUGUUGUAGCUGCAAUGCCAUUUAAUACUACACCAGCAGCAGUUUUGAUGAAAUGGUAUUUAAUGCUAUGUACUAUACGGGCAAUUCGGUCGGUUUUAAGCAACAGCCACACCACCACCACCAACAACAGCCACAACAUCAGUCCCACGUGCCGCUAACAAAAGAGUGCACGAAAAUAUCUCGACACCCAGCCAGUGAGCAAAAAACAUUGGCUACUGUGUGUGGGGGUGACUCCACAACAACAACCGCAAUAACUACAUCCAUAGAUCCAGCAGAAUCGAUUAACUUAAUUGAUCAAGUUAUUUCGCCAAGUUAUAAUUAUCAAACUAUUCAUCAGUACAUUAACAAUAACGGAACUAACACUAGCGGCGCAACAGCAACAGCAACCACAUUGAUAGGUACAGAUACAGGUAAAACAGCUACGUCGGAUGCAAAGCGAACAAGCUCGCCAUUGAUAUCCAUCACAGCAACAACCACAACAAUAUCCAAUUCAACGGCGACGAGAACCUCAGUGGCGGCAGUACCUACGUCAGCGCUUACAUCCGCGAAUUCCCUGCCCGGCUACUAUGGCCUAGGCAUACCCAAGUCGCCCUCAUUUCACAGUGGACUUGAUCAGUUAGCCGACAACAACGACGACGACGGCGACGACUCAUUGUUCCCAAACGCCAACGGACGCAAAGACGACGACAUCCCACACGGUGUUGGCAGUUGUAGCGGCAGCUCGACAGUACGAUUUGCAACAACAAAUCACAGCGUACACAGCGUAAAAUUCAAAUUUACUAAUAUAGAAGAAAUCAAAGCGAAAUUUCUGGUUGGUGAAACGUUCGGAACAGUACACCCGUCUGGCAACAAUCGUUGCAUUAUGCCCACAAUGCCCGCAAUGCCACAACAUCAGCAAGCCGACAUUCAGGCCACCGCAGCAGUAACGCAGCUAAUAACAGCAAGCAGCAAUACAUUGUCGGCGGUGACAACUCCUCCUGUUGCCACUGGCAUUGUAUCCGCCGCUGUUGCCUCAUUUACGUAUAAUUCCAAUAACGCAGCUACUGCAUAUUCUUCCAACAACACAUCUUCAUAUUCCUCAUUGUUAGCUCCAUCUUCAUCUACAUCGGCAUCGAUAUCGACAUCGGCAUCGGCAUCUGCAUCUGCAUGCGUAUCGGCUUUGUCUGGUACAAGCACGAUUGUGGCUGGUGGAAUACCUAGUGGUGGCGUUGGCGUCAGUGUUGGUUCUGGUGCGGGCAUUGGCGGUGCUGCUAUUAAUUCAAUUAGCACUGCCAUUGUUACCACAUCGACGACGACAACGUCAUCUUCUCUGGUUGCGACACUGACACAGCACUUCUCAGCUGCCACCUCAGCUACAUCAUUGCUUUCAACAGCUGCCACAUCAUCGCUAACUGCAAACAAUAAGUCGGCAGUCAGUGCGGCUGCCGCGAUCAAAAAUAUCUUGAAUGCCACAAAGAGUGUUGGAAGUUCAGCUGCAGCUGUAGCGACGAAUAGCUUUAACGGCAAUCAAGGACAACCGGCAAAUUCUGCAGGCUGUGCAAGCGGAGGAAAUGUGGCACAAAAUAUCGUCAGCGGAAUCGGUAUCUCGUUGGGUAUCACUAGUGCGGCUAACAGUAAUAUUGCCACCACCGGAGUGCUAUUGCCCAAUGGAAAUGGUACAUCUUUAGCAACAAGGCUCAACAAUUCCAUUGCGGCGCAUUUCCAAAAUGGCGACGACCCGAUCAAUGGCUGCAACAGUAGCAGUAACAAUAGUAGUAGUAAUGGCGCGGGCAGUGGCAAUGGUAACAACAGCAAAGACAGCCCGGCCAGCAAAGGGAUCUUAUCGCCACAAACAUUGGAACAAAUCAGCGGAAGUCCUGGACGCGCACGAGAUCGUAAUUUAUUCCACUCACCAUCCGCCACAUCGGCGGCCGUACCUUUGCCGCUACUACGAGAAACACCCGCAAAUGAACGUGAACAACUUCUGAUACAAAAGUUGAGACAAUGCUGCACGCUCUUCGAUUUUUCCGAGCCAUUAAGCGACUUAAAAUGGAAGGAAGUGAAACGUGCGGCGCUACACGAAAUGGUCGAGUAUCUGUCCAAUCAGAAUGGUGUAAUUACGGAGGCAAUCUAUCCGGAAGCAAUAAAUAUGUUUGCGGUAAAUUUAUUUCGCACAUUACCCCCAUCAUCGAAUCCGAACGGUGCUGAGUUCGACCCGGAGGAAGAUGAGCCAACGUUAGAAUCAUCAUGGCCUCAUUUACAAUUUGUUUAUGAACUGUUUUUGCGUUUCCUCGAAUCGCCAGACUUUCAGCCGAACAUUGCUAAACGUUAUAUUGAUCAUCAAUUUGUGUUGCAACUGCUCGACCUGUUCGAUUCGGAGGAUCCGCGUGAACGUGAUUUCCUUAAGACUGUACUGCAUCGGAUCUAUGGAAAGUUCUUGGGCUUAAGAGCAUUUAUACGCAAGCAAAUCAAUAACGUAUUCUAUCGUUUCAUUUAUGAGACCGAACAUCACAAUGGCAUUGCUGAACUUUUAGAAAUUCUCGGUAGCAUUAUUAAUGGUUUCGCAUUACCACUAAAAGAGGAGCACAAACAAUUUUUGCUGAAAGUACUAUUACCGUUGCACAAAGCGAAAAGUCUGUCUGUUUAUCAUCCGCAGCUAACAUAUUGUGUAGUACAAUUUUUGGAGAAAGAUCCAAGCCUAUCCGAACCAGUCAUAAGGAGUCUUUUGAAAUUCUGGCCAAAAACACAUAGCCCCAAGGAAGUGAUGUUUCUAAAUGAACUGGAAGAGCUACUCGAUGUCAUCGAACCGGCUGAAUUUCAAAAGGUUAUGGAACCGCUAUUUCGACAAAUCGCCAAAUGUGUGUCCUCGCCACAUUUUCAAGUGGCGGAACGAGCGCUUUAUUACUGGAAUAACGAGUAUAUAAUGUCGCUGAUCGCCGACAAUUCGCAGGUAAUUUUACCUAUAAUGUUUCCGGCCUUGAACCGAAAUUCAAAAACGCAUUGGAAUAAGACGAUACAUGGAUUGAUUUAUAAUGCACUUAAACUGUUCAUGGAGAUGAAUCAACGCCUUUUCGACGACUGUAGUCGAAACUAUCGCCAGGAAAAGCAGAUGGAACGCGAAAAAAUGUCGCAACGCGAAGAGCUUUGGAUGCAGGUUGAGUCUUUGGCAAAAGGUAAUCCAGAGUGGCCAAAAAUGUGUGGUCAAAUGGACAAUUUAAGUAUUUCAAGUAGUCAAAAUGAGUUCGAAGAGAAUGAGAAUUGUGAUCUUACUUAUGACAAAUUGGAACAAGAAACCAGACAGCAACAGAUACAACCACAACAGCAAGCAGCACAGGAAACUAGAGAGAUACGCGGUGAACGUAAUAAAGACAAGCCAUUGUUGCGUCGAAAGUCGGACUUGCCAACUGAUAGUGGCACAAUGCGUGCCUUAAUCGAGCAUAAGCGGCCAGAUGACUUCUUGAAGACAACACCAGAUGUGAACAAGUACUAAAUUAAAUAUAUUUGAAAGAAGCAAAUGCAGAAAUAGUACCAGCAAUACCAACACACCACUUGGAAAUCACCGCAGAUAUAAACUAUGUGAAUCAGUUGAAAUUCGAAUCUGAUCGAAAUCAUACAUACAUAAGUGUGAAAUAUUGAAUAAUAAUUUUAUGUGCAUUGGUGUUACAUACAUACAUAUGAACAUACAAAGAAUUGCAAUUCCACAAUUUUUCAUAAGAACCAAGUACCAACUAAAUCUUAAUAAUAUUUAACAACAAUUAAGACAAAUUAUUUGUAUAUUGUUUGUUAUAUAAUCACCUUAAACCUAUAAAAACUGGGGGGCAAGAAGCGGAAGUAUACACACUUUAUUCAGAAAAAAUAGUUUAGUAUACCCGAAGGUGUUAUUAAAACUAUUUUGCAAAUUAGGUGUGAGCCUAAUAUGGAGUCCUGAAUAUGGAUUGCAAACAAAUAUCGAUUUAAUAUUACUAUAACCGAAAGAUGUCUUAAUGAAGACCGUUGUAAAACA
Molecule: messenger RNA, 4054 nt
Organism: Anastrepha obliqua
Lineage: Eukaryota; Metazoa; Arthropoda; Insecta; Diptera; Tephritidae
Gene: wrd
Product: serine/threonine-protein phosphatase 2A 56 kDa regulatory subunit gamma isoform
Exons: 8
Coding region: 125-3541 (1138 amino acids)
Biological process (GO): signal transduction; protein dephosphorylation
Cellular component (GO): protein phosphatase type 2A complex; cytosol; nucleus
Molecular function (GO): protein phosphatase activator activity
Source: RefSeq, a predicted model, not a curated record